Molecule: messenger RNA, 984 nt
Organism: Saccharomyces mikatae IFO 1815
Lineage: Eukaryota; Fungi; Ascomycota; Saccharomycetes; Saccharomycetales; Saccharomycetaceae
Gene: SAM37
Product: SAM complex subunit SAM37
Exons: 1
Coding region: 1-984 (327 amino acids)
Biological process (GO): mitochondrion organization
Cellular component (GO): SAM complex
Source: RefSeq, a predicted model, not a curated record
AUGACUAAUGCUAGUGUGCACCUAUGGGGUACGAACGGUGAAGCAUCUUUAUUUUCAGUUGAAAGCAUUGCGCUUGUAUGGUUCAUUAAGUUAUGUAAUUCAAAAGAGUCGAAAGAUAUAGUAAUUGGAUUGCAAGUGGUAUUCUCCAACAAUACCGACUUAUCGCCUGAUGGAAAGCUACCGGUAUUGAUUUUAGAUAGUGGGAUUAAAGUAUCUGGCUAUGUGAACAUAGUGAAAUUCUUAAGUAAAGAUACGCAUUUUAACAAUUCUGAAGAACUUGAGAAUGAUGAGGAAACCUCGGCCAUUGUUAGUAAACAGGACCGUCUUUUAGAGUAUGCUCUGAUGAAUUUUGUUGAUAUUGAAAUGUCAAGACUAACGGACUACCAGCUCUUUUUGAACACCAAGAAUUACAAUGGAUAUACUAAGAAACUGUUCUCAAAACUAUUGUAUUUCCCCAUGUGGUAUAAUACGCCUUUGAAAUUGAGAUCGCAGGCACGUGAAAAUUGUCAGGAGAUCAUAGGUUCCAUAAUCCUUGAGGACGAUGAGGAGUUUGUGGAAAGCAAAGCAAUGGAGUCUGCAUCACAAUUGGCACAAUCGAAGACUUUCAAAAUUGCGCACGAGAAUAAAGUUAAGAGUAAGCAAGAUCUACAACAGGUGAAAUAUAACUUGCAGUUUGAUAAUAGAUUAAAAAAUUGCGUCAGGAAUUGGCUGGCCGCCCGUAGCAAAUUGGACGAAUCUGCGAUGCUUUCCGCAGAUAUUCUCUUUCUUGCAAACAUCUACGUUCAGCUAAAUUUACCUGACGGGAACCGCAUCCGUUCACUCUUAGAACAAACCUUUGGAAGUGAUUUUAUGAAUAGUACAUCAAAAAAGAUCGACACUUUCAUUCAUAUUCCGAGUAUUGAUCUGCAGCAAAGAGCUCCUCACUUUAAAGAGCAAGGGAACGUCGUAAUGUCAUUAUACAAUUUUGCCUGUAAGUAUAUAUAA